Molecule: messenger RNA, 3789 nt
Organism: Cercopithifilaria johnstoni
Lineage: Eukaryota; Metazoa; Nematoda; Chromadorea; Rhabditida; Onchocercidae
Source: the annotation of a GenBank genome assembly
AUGGAUUCGGACGCACAUCGAAUAAGCUCAUCGUUAACGAUGCGCGAUAUUGGCUCCAGAUAUGUUUUGUCAUGUUGUGCUUCAUUCGUUGCUGAAAGUGCUUUUUAUGUCUUGAAGAUGAUUUGCUGUUUUUCCGCAGUAACUUAUCCGCUGGAUGUUGUCAAAACUCAAUUGCAAAUGGUACCGAAUCGUGUGAAAGUAGCUGGAAGUGAUAUUAAACGACCUACAAUGUUGCGAAUCACAUGGCGCAUUUGUAAGAUUGUGAAGGAUGAAGGUUUACGCUGUCUAUUCAGUGGACUUACUCCAGCAGUAUAUCGGCAUUUCAUUUACACAGGAUUUCGAAUGGGUAUUUAUGAAACAAUGCGGUUCGCAAUUUUUGAUCGGGAGAAACAGAAAAUUUUCUCAAUAUGGCAAUCGGCAGUUUGCGGUUUAGUAUCUGGUGCUAUUGCGCAAUUUCUGGCAUCACCAAUGGAUUUAGUCAAAGUUCAAAUGCAAGCAAGGAGACUUAGGAAGUCGGACAAUUUCCAACCUCGAUUUCGGAAUUCAUAUCAUGUUUUUGUUGCUCUUUACACGAGUAACGGUUUCACUGGUCUGUGGAGUGGUUGGCUUCCAAACACUCAACGCGCAGCUUUAUUGAAUAUGGCUGAUCUUGCGACAUACGAUCAUACGAAGCAUUGGUUGAUAGCGAAGGGUUACCGGGAUAAUUAUUAUACACAUUUUAUUGCCAGUCUUGUUUCGGGGAUGGCUGCUGCGAUCAUAUCUACUCCAGCGGAUGUUGUAAAAACACGAAUAAUGACUCAGUCACGCGGUACUGGUGAAAAAUCAACGCAUCAAUACAAGGGAUCUUACGAUUGUCUAAAACAGAUUUGUCGGGAUGAAGGCUUUUUUGCAUUGUACAAAGGCUUCGUGCCAUCAUAUGUGCGAUCGGCACCCUGGUCAUUGGUCUUUUGGUUAACAUACGAGCAGCUGCGAAUAUCAGAGCACCUGAAAGCAGAUCGCAGAGGCGACGACGAAAGUAGCGAUCUCAGCCUGAUUUUGCGUAGCGUUCCUGCAGCGGUGGCCAUCGGCUGCACUAAGGAAGAGCUUAAUUCAGCACAGUGGUCCGUCUUUCCGGUCAUAUUUGUCCCAUACUGGUAUGAGUACUGGAUUUUUUGCUUGAAAUGGUUCCAGACUUCUGACAGACUGGAUCAGCAGAAGCAGAAAUUGGACAUGGAUGGUUUAUCGGCGGCUAGUGCCUCGAAAGAAACGGGAACUGGAAGUAGCGAUACUGCUUCCACUUCAUACCAACAGUGUAUGCCAUUUGAUCCAAUUUUUGUUCAACUUAAGUCCAAUUUGGGUAUAAGUGAUGAUGAGCUUUGUCCAGAAAUCUACAUUUAUGAUGUUUUAGAUCCGGAAAUGAGUGCUGAACAAAAGUUUUUCUUGUACGAACUUGAAACGACCGAUUCGGGUAGUGUUGGUUUGGUGCUAAGAGCAAUCUAUGAUUGCGGCGAUGUUCACAAAUUCGCACGUGCUCUAGAGCAUCGUAUACAUCAUUAUGAUAAAAGCAUCCAGAGAAUUUGUUCGUAUCAUUAUCAAGGGUAUGUUGAUGCAAUGAAACAAUUGUUGCAAUUAAAGACGCGAAGUUUGGAAAUCAAGGAUGAAGUUAACGCAGUAGAUCACAAUAUCCAAGAAAGUAGCAAAGAGUUACGAAAACGUGGUGCGGAAAUUGUGCGUUAUAGAAAACUGCAAAGGAAUGCAAACACAGCUAUCGAUCACAUUUCACUGUGCUUACCCGUGCUUGAAAAUUAUGCGAAACUAAAUGAGCAUAUGCAGCAGAAGAAGUUUUAUCAAGCAUUGAAAGUAUUGGAAGAAUUGGAACAUACCUACAUGAUUCAUGUUGAUAACUAUCGUUUUACACAAACAUUGAAAAAAUCAUUACUUCCAAUUCGUGAACAAAUCAAGGAAAAAUCGUUUUCUGAGUUUACGGAUUUUCUGGAAGAUAUCCGGAAAGUUUCCGGACGUAUUGGGCAGCAUGCUUCAAAAUGUACUGCUGAACAACACUCUUUUGGGAUGACAGAAGCUGAACGUGUGAAACGUCUACAGGAAGAGGCGAAGAAGAAUGCUGUAAAUGGUGAUAUCGUGCUUUCAUCGGAUGGUUCAGUUGUCAAGAAAAAUGACAAGGGACAACAAAAAACGGUGCAACUACCUGUUCUUGAAGAGGAUGAAUUACUUAGUGCUCAAGAUCUUAUAGAUUUCACACCUAUUCAUCGUUGCUGUCAAAUCUUCAAUGUCAUUGGUGAAAAAGAGACUUUCGAGGCCUACUAUAGAAAGCAACGGAAGGAGCAAGCAGUGGUUGUUAUUCGACCGCCAGACAAAUUGCAAGAAUCAAUACAUUCUUACGUCAAGUAUUUGGAUGAAAUUAUUGGCUUUUUCGUAGUCGAAGAUCAUAUUAUGCAAACCGAAUCUAGUCUGGUAACGGCUUCUUAUAGGGAUCAGCUUUGGGAGAUGGCAUUACAUCAAGUUACAACCACCAUGAAUGCUCAUUUUGGAGGCUGUUUGGAUGUUGAGAUGAUGUUGAAAAUGAAGAAAGUAAUUUUGUUGUUUGCGAUGACAAUGAAAAGUUAUGGAUUUGGAAUUGGUUCUCUUUACACCCUGCUUCAAAAUUUCAGAGAUCAGUAUAACGAAAUUUUGAUGCGAGAAUAUUGUGCCCAAUUCGAACGGGACCUUGAAAGUGACAAUUAUACGCCAAUCACAGCAAAAGAUGAAGAAGCAUUCAAGGCAGUAGUGACACAGUUCCCCUUCUACCGAAGAGGAAUGGAUCAGGAGCCUUAUCCUCGGGUGUUUCCGUUUUCCAAGUUCGUACCAGCAGUAUAUGGUCAAGCGAAGAAUUAUCUUGUUGGAUGCUUGAAAUUUAUGGAGCACUUACAGCUCUCUCCCACUGAGGUUGAUGACACAGUGCGCCGUUAUGCAAAUGUACUUCUUGCACGGUGGUCAGGUUCUUUGAAAAGUUUUGUAGCUAACAAAAAGCGAACUCUCAUACAGCUUGUUCAAAUUACAAUUAAUAUCGGUUAUCUGGAGAAGACGUGCGAGUCGCUGGAGCAUUAUAUCAGUAAAUUAACAAACGCAAGUAACAGUUCUGGUGGCACAACAGGACAUUUAGUUACGUUAAAGGAUCAGGUUUUUAGAGAUGCGCGUUCCGAAGUGGAGCAACAGAUUGAUGACGCACUUCGUGACAAAGUGGAUGCUUUUCUUGAUCUUGCUAACUACGAUUGGGAACUGUCAGGUUCAAGUGGUCGGGCGAGUGACUACAUUACAGAUUUGAUUAAAUUUUUGGAAACAACUUUCGUUUCAUUCAGCAAUUUGCCGAGCCUUUUGGCAAGACAUGUUUGUAUGCAGACUUGUAAAUAUUUGGCAAAUCGAUUAACAGAGUUGCUUCUGAAUACAGAUUUGAAAUCUGUAAGUACUGGUGCACUAGAUCAGUUCGAUUUGGAUGUGAUACAAUGCGAAUUAUUUGCUUCUCAGUGCCCUGUUGCAGGAUUGGAAGACGGAACUCUUGCGAUGACUUUUGCCAGUUUGAGACAACUUCUUGAUUUAGUUAUGAAGGCUGAUUGGUCAACUUAUUUGGCUGAUUACGGAAAAGAAGAAAGCAAGUAUUCAAGGGUUAAAGCCUCUCAUGCGAUUGUUUUAUUGGAGAAGCUAAUUGAAUUCGAACGCAAAUCAUCAAGUUUUUUCGCCAAAGGUCGUGAGAAGGAUCGUAAAAAACUUCUGGAUACAAUUCUUCGCCAACUGCGAGCUCUUGCCAAUCAGUGA